Molecule: messenger RNA, 1926 nt
Organism: Brachypodium distachyon (stiff brome)
Lineage: Eukaryota; Viridiplantae; Streptophyta; Magnoliopsida; Poales; Poaceae
Product: probable glucuronosyltransferase Os01g0926400
Exons: 4
Coding region: 464-1735 (423 amino acids)
Biological process (GO): glucuronoxylan biosynthetic process; plant-type secondary cell wall biogenesis
Molecular function (GO): glycosyltransferase activity
Source: RefSeq, a predicted model, not a curated record
GGCUCGUCCUGAACUCCAUUCUUCGUCGCUCCUCCUUCUCGGCUUAUUACCUUUGCUGAUCCCUUUCGUCUCACGCCACCUUCUCCGCAGUCAGUCGUCCACCACCACCGCCCCGCGUAAAGCUUUGCUAGCUAGCUAGUUUAGCUCGUCUUUAACCUUGCGGUGCGAUUCAAGUCGCCACACCGACUUGUAUAUUUCCACUGGCCGCCCUUUGCCUCAGCCUGUCUCCAGUUCACCACCGCCUUGACCCGCCGCCCGCGUCGCCAUUCCUUCCCCUCCUCCUCCUCCUCCGCACAGCUUCCGUGCUUCUCUCCAGCUUGCCAGAGGGGCGGGCAGCUGCCGGCCGGGAAGAACAAGAAGCGGCCGGCGAGACAAGGCCGCCUCAAUUCGUGCCGGCGAGCGAGGGGGAAGGCAACUAUAAGCCGGAGCAGAGCACGGCGCGCAGCGUCCACGAGAGAGACCGAUGGGGGUGACAGGUAGGCCGUCCGCGGCGGCAGUCCUGCUCGCCGGAGCGGUCGCCUGCUGCGCGGCCCUCGCCGUGGCCGCUCAGACGCAGCAGCAGCAGCAGCGGAAGCAUGUCAGGAUCUCAGGAAAUGCUGGCGACGUGCUCGAAGACAACCCAGUAGGGAAACUCAAGGUGUUCGUCUACGAGAUGCCGAGGAAGUACAACCAGUACCUGCUGGAGAAGGACAACAGGUGCCUGUACCACAUGUUUGCGGCCGAGAUCUUCAUGCACCAGUUCCUGCUGGCGAGCGCGGUGCGGACGAUGGACCCCGAGGAGGCCGACUGGUUCUACACGCCGGUGUACACGACGUGCGACCUCACGCAGCAGGGCUUCCCUCUGCCGUUCAGGGCUCCCCGGAUGAUGAGGAGUGCCGUGCAGUACAUCGCGGCGACGUGGCCUUACUGGAACAGGACUGAAGGGGCAGACCACUUCUUCCUUGCUCCCCAUGACUUUGGGGCAUGCUUCCACUACCAGGAGGAGAGGGCAAUUGAGAGGGGGAUCCUGCCGGUGCUUCGGCGUGCGACGCUGGUUCAGACAUUCGGGCAGAGGAACCAUGUGUGCAUGCAGGAAGGGUCCAUAACCAUCCCUCCCUACGCCAACCCGCAGAAGAUGCAGGCUCACCUCAUCUCCCCUGGCACGCCUCGCUCCAUCUUUGCCUACUUCCGCGGCCUCUUCUACGACAUGGGCAACGACCCCGAAGGCGGCUACUACGCCAGGGGCGCGCGGGCGUCGGUGUGGGAGAACUUCAAGGACAACCCUUUGUUCGACAUGUCGACGGAGCACCCGUCGACGUACUACGAGGACAUGCAGCGCGCCAUCUUCUGCCUGUGCCCGCUGGGGUGGGCGCCCUGGAGCCCCCGGCUCGUGGAGGCCGUGGUGUUCGGGUGCAUCCCGGUGAUCAUCGCCGACGACAUCGUUCUCCCCUUCGCGGACGCCAUCCCCUGGGACCAGAUCAGCGUCUUCGUGCCCGAGGCCGACGUGCCGCGGCUCGACUCCAUCCUGGCAUCCGUGCCGCCCGAGGACGUGCUCCGGAAGCAGCGCCUGCUGGCCAGCCCGGCCAUGAAGCAGGCCGUGCUGUUCCACCAGCCGGCGCAGCCACGGGACGCCUUUGAUCAGGUGCUCAACGGGCUCGCCCGCAAGCUGCCGCACCGGGAAGGGGUGUUCCUGAGGCCGGGACAGAAGGUGAUCGACUGGAACGCCGGCCAGUACGAUGAUCUCAAGCCUUGGUAGUAGGAUUUGUGUGUACAUUUUUUGUUUUUUUUUGGGCAGACCUCACGCACGCACGCACUGUUUUUCUUCUUCUUUUCUGUUCAUGUCACUUGUGGCCUUGCCUGUAUGCAGCAGCGACCGACCGAUAGAGAGAUGUGUGAUUUGUUUGUACAAGCCUCGUCGUGCUGGAUGGAUCCCCCAUUUUUUUUUAA